This is a messenger RNA of Oncorhynchus masou masou (cherry salmon), 987 nucleotides long. RefSeq lists its product as uncharacterized. The record is from RefSeq and is a predicted model, not a curated record. The transcript is spliced from 4 exons. The coding region runs from base 232 to 987 and encodes 251 amino acids. Lineage: Eukaryota; Metazoa; Chordata; Actinopteri; Salmoniformes; Salmonidae.
UUCAACCACCUCGGUCGCUUGCUAGCCAACCUAAAACCUACAGAUUGGUGCUUUACACCGUGUUUGUGUACAUUAGCUAAUCUCAGUGUUUUAAACGCAUUUCUGUUGACUUAUCAUCUGAUGACCUUUAACCUAAGGUUCUUGUUAAAUUUGAAAACGUGUUAAAGAUUGAUACUGAGGUUAGCACUAGGCUAGUCGCUAAUGCUAACUAGCUAGCUAACAUCCCUGACCAUGAGCUCACUAAACUACUCCUCCCUUGCUAAAGAAGAAGUGGUCUGCUGGACGGAAAAAGAAGCUCUGGGACUGAACAUUGUCGUGGAAGAGGAGGCUGUAACAGUGAAAGAAGAGGAGGCUGUUAUAGUGAAAGAAGAGGAGGCUGUUACAGUGAAAGAAGAGGAGGCUGUUAUAGUGAAAGAAGAGGAUGCUGUUCCAGUGAAAGAAGAGGAGGCUGUUAUAGUGAAAGAAGAGGAGGCUGUUACAGUGAAAGAAGAGGAGGCUGUUAUAGUGAAAGAAGAGGAUGCUGUUCCAGUGAAAGAAGAGAUAGAACCUUUUGGAGAGGAAGAGGAUGCUAUCUCAAUAAAGGUGAAGGAGGAAAACGUUUUGAGAGUGAAAGAGGAGGCUACAGAAUAUCAGAUUAACACCAGAGAGAGACAUGACUAUCCUGGAUCCUCUGGGGAGCCUCAACAACAUCCUGAUGCUGACGAGGAAGAGAAGAUUCUCUCCAGAUCAGAACACCAGAUGGUACAGCUUGGACAACGCAAGCCCUUCCUCCCUCCUGAGUCCCCGUGUCAUACCUCUCCCGGUGGCACCUUACUGCUGGGUAUGAAGAGGUUGUCUGUGCUGCUGGUGGACUGCAGGAAAACAACGGGGCUGAGUGGAACUGUGAGAGGAGGAGAAGAGAUGAAAGGAUCAGAUUUGACUCACCAAAAUAAACGUGGUACCUUCAGGCAUUUGGAAAUCGCUCCCAAGGAUGAACCAGACGUGUAG